Symsagittifera roscoffensis is the source of this 1523-nucleotide messenger RNA. RefSeq names its product mitochondrial inner membrane protein OXA1L-like. Gene Ontology annotation, biological process: protein insertion into mitochondrial inner membrane from matrix. Bases 76 to 1323 code for a protein of 415 amino acids. The transcript has 9 exons. Gene Ontology annotation, cellular component: mitochondrial inner membrane. Gene Ontology annotation, molecular function: membrane insertase activity. The record is from RefSeq and is a predicted model, not a curated record. Lineage: Eukaryota; Metazoa; Xenacoelomorpha; Acoela; Convolutidae.
GUUGUGAUAAACUUAUUAAAUAGCAUUUUCAGGUUGAUGUUUCUAAAAUAGAAUCAGAAAAUUGAGAUUUGAAAAAUGUCGUGUAGAAUUUGUUUGCGACUCGUCAAGUCGAGGCCAUCGUCAAUGUUCGUUUUCAACUCUUCGAAAGAGCAUCCAGGUAACUUGAGAGUGCAAUCUUUCCGAUCUUUGGUCACAAAUCCAUCUCUAGUCGGCCAGCUUUCAACGUCCAAGUUUUUGGCCUCUCUACCUCCAAUAAAUGGGAUAAAUGAGACAACAGUUGAGGUCGGGAAGACUAUGAGUGAACUGGGCUUCACUUACUAUUUUCCCACACACGUGGCAGCCAGAUCUAUCGAGUUCCUCCACUCCUCAGUCGGACUCACAUACAUCGGGGCCAUCAUCACAUGUGGAGUGGCAGUUAGACUUGGACUGUGGUACUCAUUCAUCCAACAGCAGAAAUUUAUGAGCAUCUUUUGGGAGCACCGGACUGUGCGCCAGGAGGUCCAAUACGAGUAUGAUCUCGCGAAGAGCAAAUAUCGAGAAGACGAAGCGGCGAGGUUAUUUGCGGAGAUGAAUUACCUGGACAUGAAGCAGCAUCAGGACAUGAUGAGGGCCAUUCCUCAUUAUUUUGUACAAAUGGUAGUGUUUGUUACAAUGAGCCGAACUCUGAGAAAUUGCAGCCUUGCGCUUCCAGGAUUCCAGAGUGGAGGUCUUUCUUGGUCGCCUGAUUUGACACUGGCCGAUACUACCAUGAUGAUGCCAUGCAUAUCUGGACUCGUGGUGUUCACCUAUCUCAAUAUACAACGGAAGCUCAUUCCAAUCACGCUUGUGCAAGAUAAUCCCAAGGAUAAACAAAGCACGUGGAAAACGCAAGCAAGAGUUGGUGCCCUGGCUUCCGUAGCGGGACUGCUUUCAUAUUCUGGAUGGUUUAGUUCGGCGUUCAACAUUUACGUAUUGACAACGCUUAGUGUAGCUGGUAUGCAGAACUUUGUGACCAGAAGGCCGGAGAUUGAAAAACAUGUGGCGAAAUAUGUUGAAUUGCCCAAGAACUACCCAAGGCGCAUGCCAAGACAUCAGGAAAUUGCAAUGCAGGCAAUGGAUGUGUCACACUUGAAAAAAGAUGAGAAAAUGACUUUGUGGGGCUCAUUAAAAACAGCGUUCACAAAAAGUUUCAGCUAUCAGAAAUCUCAGACCAAGAAAAGACAAGCAAAAGCUAAACUGGACAAGCAACAGCAGCGCUAUCACGAGAUAUGGGAGAAGGCGGGAACUGGGCCCGUGCCAGUGACUUACUUUGGAAAUCCGCUGAGAGAAGUGGAACGCAAGUGAUUCAAGAAGACAAAAACGAAACUUAUAAAAUUUUCAACUACUAGUUCGUUGUUUCGAACUCUGAAUAACUUUCUUGCCUGACAUGUUAUAUUUUCUUUAAAAAAGUUUUGCAAAAAUAUCUGUCAUCUGAACCUAAGUUCGUUGUUUGUACUGACGCUAUUGAAAAAAUGAUCCGGAAAGUUUGAUUGCUCAUAAUUUCA